AUUCUUAGAUGAAAUUUUCUACAAGGCUAGAUUUGUUCUUUCACACAAUCAAUUUGCUUCACUGGGUUGAAUGCUUUUCGAAUUUAGAUAGCUGAGCUGUGUUGUUUAAGGCAUCAUUUUUCCGGUGUUGCAUGAUUUGUUUUGUGAAGUUGAGUUGAAUUUUGUUUGUUGCAACUUGCAACUCAGUAAUUAUAUGGCUGCCUUGGGAAGGUGAUGUCCUGUUUGUGAAUAUUGGUUUGUUUCAUGUCUCUGUCACAGCGGUCCUUCUUGCAAACUGUUGAUUGAGGAUUUUGUUCAGUUGUAAUGUUCUCUUUGAAAUUUUCUAUAUUUGUGAUGGUCUCAUUAGUCAUAAGUAUAACCAUGUCAAUUAUUUUGGAUUUCUGUCUAUUAAUAUUGAUAAAUGUCAUAUCCUGCUCACUAAAAGUUUUAAUGGUAUAAAAUAGAACUUUUGUCCUGCUCACUAAAAGUUUGUUAUUUUUAUUGCUUCUUCAUUUAACUAAUUUGGAUUUUACUGUCUUCACAGUUGGCUGUAUUCAUAUAUAUUGAUAAUUUAUGCCGGUAAAUAAAUGUUUUGAAGGAUAUGAAUAUGAAACAAAGGCUUAAAAGGAUAAGAAACCUUAAAUGUUUUGCAGAUUAUUGCCAUGUUGAAGGAGAAACUUGGAGUGAAAUCAGAUAAAGAUCUGCCAAUGGUGGAUUACAGAAUACUCAAGUGGGUCACCCAAGAUGAAGAUGAGCUUAAAGAAACCACCAAGGGUCGAGUCCAAGCAGUAAUUCUUGACAUGACAAACUUGAUGAAUGUUGAUACUUCCGGAAUUCUAGCUCUUGAGGAACUGCACAAGAGGUUGCUUUCACGUGGUGUAGAAGUAAGGCUACUCUGAAUUUGAUUAUAUUCUUUGACAUUAAUAUACACAGGAUUAAAUAUGUUUUUACAUUACUAACAGCAAAUAAGUGAAUGGUCCAAAUUUCUAUAAAUAAAAGAAGAUAAUUUUUUUUUAACAUAAGACACAUUUUUAAAAAUGAAACACUAAAAUAAGAUGAUCUUUUGUAGAAAGACUA
Molecule: messenger RNA, 1056 nt
Organism: Cajanus cajan (pigeon pea)
Lineage: Eukaryota; Viridiplantae; Streptophyta; Magnoliopsida; Fabales; Fabaceae
Source: RefSeq, a predicted model, not a curated record